Molecule: messenger RNA, 1332 nt
Organism: Ipomoea nil (Japanese morning glory)
Lineage: Eukaryota; Viridiplantae; Streptophyta; Magnoliopsida; Solanales; Convolvulaceae
Product: F-box/kelch-repeat protein At3g23880-like
Exons: 3
Coding region: 1-1206 (401 amino acids)
Molecular function (GO): protein binding
Source: RefSeq, a predicted model, not a curated record
AUGGAAGUUUCAGCCGCAAAAAAAGCUCGAUCGCCGCCGCCGCACAUACCAAUGGAGAUGAUUCUCUAUAUACUUUUGAAAAUGGAGAUAAAAGCUGUGAUCCGAUGUGAAUGCGUAUGCAAAGAAUGGCGAUCCACCAUAGAAGAUCCCGAUUUCAAGCUCUCCUACCGCGGAGGACGGCAAGUGCUUGUGGCGGCGGCGUCCGGCAGCAAAUUAGCCUUUACAACCAUAACCACCGAGACUCUCCGCAUCAAAACGCUAUUCUACCGGUGGAGACGGGGUAAGGGUGAAUGGUGGUCCGGCGUUUGGUGUUCUUGCAACGGCCUCGUGCUUUUCUCCAUGAAACAUCAUAUUCUGUUGUGGAAUCCCUCCACUCGCCGCUGCACGAAAGUGCUUGAGCUUCGACGUUUGGAGCCUUCUUGGUGGCAUGGUCAAAAUGUGGUCUCAGCCUCGGGACUAUGUUACGUCCCGUCCACGGGAGAUUACAAGGCGGUCCUGUUACUCCGUGAUGAUUGGACUGUUCUCGUUGCCAGCCUCAAGAACAAAGAGUGGCGAAGCGUGGUGUUUCCUCACCACGCGGUGUCUGUUAGGGACAGCGGGGUUAACUUUCACAACACACUCCAUUGGAGAGUAGCGAAUUCGGCUAGGGAUUGGUGUUCCUCGCGGAGAUGCAAAAAGGUGGUUUAUUUCGACGCGGAGAGCGAUGAAUUCAAAGAGCUGCCCACCCCCAGUUUUCCGGCGGAAAGCCGUGCAAUUCUCGGGUUGGGAAUCAUAGACGGCGGCCAUCUCUGCAUGGCUCGCGAGAGGCGGAAGGGAACUGGAGAGGUUGAAGUAUUGGUUAUGAAGGAAUAUGGAGUGAAGAAUUCAUGGAUAACUCAGUUUGUGAUCUCUGCCUCUCAGUUCAGAUCUGGUUAUCAUCGUGACUUUACAUUCUACCCUUCCAAAUACAAUACACAAGCCCUGAUAGGGAGCUGUUUGUAUGGUUGGUGGGGAGCAUUAGUUUAUCAUUUCAAGAAUAAGAAGCUGGAGACUUUCUUAGAAGCAGAAUCAGGACAUAAAAGUCAUACUGCCGCUAUAUGUUCCUAUGUUCAGAGUUUUGUUUCGCCACAUGAGUUUAUUUGGAGAGAUAAUGAUGAUCAGCACAACCCCCCAGCCCAGAAUGACGAUGCUUUGUUGAGGUUUAUUUUGGGAAGGUUUAAUAUCUGAUCAAAUUUAGUAGCCUGCCAUGAAAAUUUAGUAGAAAUAAUCACGAAGAUAUAAUAUAUCUAGGUGUGUCAACUUUAACGAUAGAACCUUGCACUAUUUUUUUAUUUUUUGAGUGGGUAAAUUUAC